Molecule: messenger RNA, 645 nt
Organism: Penicillium macrosclerotiorum
Lineage: Eukaryota; Fungi; Ascomycota; Eurotiomycetes; Eurotiales; Aspergillaceae
Exons: 1
Coding region: 1-645 (214 amino acids)
Source: RefSeq, a predicted model, not a curated record
AUGAUUCCAAUCCAGUCGCGUAUACGCGACAUGGCGCUCGCCAAAUCCUCCACACUUGCUCCCGUCGCCAGUACGGACCCUGCACUGGUCUCCUUCACCUUCAGCGGCAGCUCUUUCUCAUGCUCACCACUGUCAAACCCGUCCGCGCCGCCACCCACGCCUACAGACUCUCUUCUUGAUAUCCACCCGCGCAAGUCAUCUUUUGCCAGCGAGUAUGGGAUGGGUGCCGCCUGUGCCUUCCCCUCCUGGCCUAACCGUCCGUCCUUGUCCAGCGCUGACUCGGCCGACUCCUUCACCAACGCCUACCUUUCCGACGAGGACCUGCUCUGGAUGCCCGAGAACGCGGGCACCGCUCCCGAUGCUCUUCCGGAGAUGGCCACGGAAGACGGGCCCGUCCUUGCCUCAAUGACCAUGGAGCAGCAACUGGCGCGCAUGCGGGCCGUCGCCGAGGAAGAAGACCGUCUUCGUUUCCUGGCCAAAGUUGAGGCCCAUGCACGUGCAACCCAGGCCAUCCGACAAGCCCAACAGGCUAUUGUCAACGGACGCGAUAGCUCCAAGCGCAAGAAGCGUCGCGUUGUGCCGUGCCCAAAGCGACGCGCCCACUCGUCAUCGGCCAAGGUGCCAACCGUGGCGCACUGCACCUGA